Messenger RNA from Peniophora sp. CBMAI 1063, 435 nucleotides. Lineage: Eukaryota; Fungi; Basidiomycota; Agaricomycetes; Russulales; Peniophoraceae. The record is from the annotation of a GenBank genome assembly.
AUGGCGUCCCACAUCGCGAAACCUAUAUUGCGCGCCCGAUUGUCGUCCAGGCCGGCAAACGGGGCGGCAACGUUCAUCCCCCAAGUCCGCAAGGUCGUCUUCGAGUUCUGCCCCCACUGGCCCUCCUCACACAACCUCCGCACCUACCUCCACAACCACCUCGAGGACGUCGCACGCAGACACCCCCACGUCGAGUUUGUCGUAAAGGAGAGGAAGAACAAACAGCCCAUUGCUCGUGGCUUCUACCUGAAUGACAACGAGAAGGUCGUCCCAUUGAACGGGUUCGAGACGAAUGGUGUUGCCAACAAAGUGCAACUGCUACUGGACUCCUCGGGCGCCAGGAUUGUACCUCUCAAGCGCAGGACCGUCGUCAGCACCACAGAGUCGGCGAGAGGCAUCUGGAGCGGGCUUCAUGACCAGCCAUAUCAGAUCUGA